AUGACACUCAAAGCGGCCAAGGAGUUGCAUCAGAAGGGCCAGAGGAGUCCCGUGCGCACCAGCCUUGUCCCUGAUGCACUGCUCGACCUGGAGGAGCAAGCAGAGGAGAUGCAACCCUCUUUGGCACCCUCAGCUGAGAUGGAUCACCGCACGAAGACUUUGGCGGACUUGGGGAUUCCCAGCUUCCGCCGCUUCCUUCGGGACCGAAAGCUCCCGGAUCCGAAACGGGGCCCUUGUGACACCCUGCAGCUGAACAUAGGCCUGUACUGCAACCAAGCAUGCAACCACUGCCACGUGGAAUCUUCGCCUUUGCGGAAGGAAAUGAUGUCAGAGGAAGUUGUGGAUAGAUGCUUACUGCUUCUCAAGAACACUCCGAGUGUGAAGGUCCUGGACAUCACCGGUGGCGCGCCGGAGCUGAACUCAGGCUUCCGGCGCCUCGUCGAAGGCGCUGCAGCGCUGCGGGUCCUGCUUGAGCCAGGGCAGGAGACCUUGCCCAACUUCCUGGCUGAGCAUCGCGUGGAUGUGAUUUGCUCCCUUCCAAGCUACGAGCCAGAGCAGACCGAUAGGCAGCGUGGCCGAAAGGUCUUCGAGCGGAGUGUCCAGGGCCUCCGCAUCUUGAAUGAUCACGGUUAUGGUACAGGAGCCACUGGCCUACGCUUGGACUUGGUCUUCAACCCUCCGGGACCUUUCUUACCACCCAAGCAAUGUGCGCUUCAAGGCAAAUACAAGAAAGAGCUGGGAGAUGCCUAUGGCAUUAAGUUUGAUGGAUUGAUCACCAUCUGCAAUAUGCCCAUCAAGCGGUACUUUGACUUCUUGCGAAAGAAAGGCCGGUCACAUGGCCCGCUUGACCUCUUAGUCCGGAACUUCAAUGAACAAACGAUGCCUGUACUCAUGUGCACGAAUACCGUCAAUGUGGGCUGGGACGGCAAGAUGUGCCAAGGCAGCAAGAAGGCUCAGCUCGGUUUCGUUCCGACGAAGGGAGUGGACUCUCUUGAAUCAUCUUGA
Messenger RNA from Durusdinium trenchii, 1005 nucleotides. Lineage: Eukaryota; Dinophyceae; Suessiales; Symbiodiniaceae. The record is from the annotation of a GenBank genome assembly.